UUUUUGGCAUGCCAUUUAAGAAUUAAGUCAUAUGAAUAAAAUUUUUCCGUAGAUUAAUAGAAGGACGGGAUAAGUUCUGAGAGGAGGAUGGCACAAUUUAGUGGAACUUGGCAGAUUGAUAACAGUACUGGAUUUGAAGAUUACAUGAAAGCUAUAGGUGUCCCGGAUGACAGGCGACAGCAGGCCAUGCAGACUUUGGGAGAUUCCUCUAAAAUGACAUAUAAAAUAUCUAGCGAUGGCGAUAAUUGGACGUUUGGAGUGACAACGUCAGCUGGAUCUAGAGAUAUCAAAUUUACAUUGGGAACAGAAAUAGAUACAACCACUUUAGAUGGAAGACCACUUAAGGCUUUGUAUACAUUGGACGGAAACAAGCUGACAGAGAAACAAACGGGACCAGAUUUUGAAUCUGUUAAUGUUCGGACUGUUGACGGAGAUACAAUGACAAUGGUGAUGACAGGAAAUGGAGUGAGCUGCACCCGGAAGUACAAAAAAAAUUGAGUUCUGAACUGUCUAAAUGCGCAUGUGUGUAAGAAGCAAAAAUAUGUUGUGCUUGUUUAUUUUGUUACGUAAAUGUGUUUUCGACCAGAAUUAUUUUUAUGACUGUAAUAUUAUACUAGUGAAUAAAUGUUCUUAUGUUAUUUUAAGUGAAUAUCUGAUUUAUAAAUUAUCCUGUAGGUCAUUGAUGAACAUACGUUUCUGUCGAACAUUCUACACAGUUUAAAUAUAACAUUGUUUAAAAAGUAGGACAUAUAUUUACCAUGUUUGGACCAUCUAUUCUUGAAUUUUUAAAAUGUGUGACUCCGUUUUUGGUAGGAACACCUAUAAACCAUGAAAAAAUUGACGCUUUUUUGACAUGGGGAAACAACCUUUGAACCAAAAGUAUAAAAUCCGUCACCGACUUUUCCAAACCUGUGUGUUUCUGGAUCUAAGCAAUUGUAAAAAUGUUAGGAAUGAACAUAACUAUUAUUCGUUUCUUAACUACACAUCCAAAUAGCAACGUUUCAGCUUAGAAACAUACGUAGAUAUGACUUUUAUUACGAUGAGGGAAUAGAACAUACCUACAAAAUUAGGCGUUUUUGCAACAUAAAUUUUACAUGAUAAUAAUUGGUAAUUGACGGGUGAAAAUAUCUUUUAUUGUGUACGUGGAAAGGCGUUGCUAUGUUACCUGUUAAUUAAAAAAAAAAAUGGUUAGUCGAUUAUGACCGGUUCGAUUAUGACAAUUUCCAAAUUAGCAUCAACAUCGGAAAGCAAUUUGAUGGAUACAUUUUAUCAACAUCUCUAUACCCAUGGGUUGUCGGAUAUGUUUUUGUUCCUUCAAUGGACGGUUAAAAAGUACAAUGUUCAACUUACGCCAUAUCUGUAUGUAUUUCUUUCUGCAAUUUUACAGGAAUUAAAGAUUACAAUUUCUUCCAGCCUUCAAUGUGGGACUACAUUUAUUUCCUAACGGUCUAAACGAAACAGGAUAAACUGCUAUUUUACUUUUUUUUAUAAUAUAAAUGCAUAAGUUUGAUAAAUAAAUUGAGUAGUAAUUUAUGUUCAGAUAUAAGUUUUUAAUUGUUAAAUAAAUGUGGGAGCAAGCUUA
This is a messenger RNA of Mytilus californianus (California mussel), 1582 nucleotides long. Its product is annotated as sodium/calcium exchanger regulatory protein 1-like. Bases 88 to 498 code for a protein of 136 amino acids. The record is from RefSeq and is a predicted model, not a curated record. Gene Ontology annotation, molecular function: fatty acid binding. Lineage: Eukaryota; Metazoa; Mollusca; Bivalvia; Mytilida; Mytilidae. Gene Ontology annotation, biological process: fatty acid transport. The transcript has 4 exons. Gene Ontology annotation, cellular component: cytosol; nucleus.